CAUUGCUGGGAUUCAAUCCCACUGAACGGCCGGAUUGUCCCAGGGCUGGCCGCGACUUCCCGGCUCCCCUCGGCCUCUCCAGCCCCUGAGGGAUGCGCGGUGAGUGGGGGGGCUGCAGGAAGGGCAGGGAUUUGGGAGCACUGGGACCCCCGACCGGUGAAUUCAGCCCACGCUGGAGUCCUGAGGCUCGUCGCCGGCUGGGGUGGCUAUAAAAGGGAGCGCCGGGACGCGCGCCCGGCACUCGGCUCUGGCUCUCGGGGAUGUGGGGUGGCUCCCGCACCGUCUGGAAGAGGAGGUUCAGCUGCUAUGGUCCCUGGGAGUCUGCCGAGAGCUGCAUCGUGUACACCUCCGCCAGCGUCUACCGCCGGCUGCAGGAGAGCCCGCGGCAGCCCCCGCGGGGGAUGAGCACCCGGGGACCCCCCAGCAGCCUCCCGGCCGGCGGGAGGUUCCUCAAGUCCGAGUCCGAGGAUUCCGGCGUGGAGAUGGCCAGCAACGAGCACUCGCCCUCCACCCCGCUGGGCUCCGAGAGCAGCUUCUCCCUCGACGGCUUCCCGGCAGAGAAGCCCCCCGGAGAGGAGCCCCCGCGGACACCCCGGAGCCGCUCGGCCAGCAGGAGGCUGCUGCAGGCAGCGCAGCGGAGCAGGAGGCAGCGCUGCCCGCGACAGCUCAGCCGGCUCAGCGCCAGCGCCGCCGACCUGGCAAAGCCCCCGCGGGACCCCGAGGAGCCCGAGGCUGGGGGGGCUCGGCCGCCCGGCAGCCCUCGGGACCCCCGGGCUGUGCCCGAGGCCGCGGUGCCGGGGCAGGGGCUGCGCUACCUGGAGCACGUGUGCCAGAUGCUGGAGCGCCUGGCGCGGCUGCAGCAGGACAACCGCGUCCUCCGGCAGCAGGCGGCCGGAGCCCGGGGCGCCCGCCCGGACACCCUGCCCACCCGGCAGCCUCCGAGGCAGGAUUUGGGCACGUGGAGGGGCGAGAGGUUCCGGCCACGCUCCUGCUCGGACAGCCAGGCCCCAGCAGCUGACCCCGAGCCGUGCCGGAGGAUGUGGGGACACUCGGUCAGCUCCCCCAGCCUGCUGGACCCCUCCGAGGGCGGGGCGGGUGCCCCGGCACCGGACAAGGACGGGCGCUCGCACUGGGGCCGGGUGAAGGUGCUGCUCACCCGCCUGACCCGCCGCUCCCUGCGGGGCGGCCGCUGCAGGUAGGACGGGGGGUUCCCGCUCCCAGCGCCACACCUGGAUGGAGGAACUGCGUCACACCCCGCCCUAUGACGUCACGCCCCCCCCCGGGGCCGGUCCCCGGCCCGGCGCCCCCCCUUCACCUUUUCUCCUUUCCCACAAUAAAUUCUUUUCACCCAUAAAGAGGCGGCUCUUAGCGAGGUGCUUGCUGUCGCGCCGUGACGUCACUCCCCUAAGCCCGGCGUGACGUCACACGAGGGCACGUCACCGCCGCAUCACUUCCGAGGGCUUUUCCGCCCCUUUUGUCCGCCCGGGCCUGGUCCCACGGACGGUUCAAGCGGCUGCCGCCGCUCCCGAGCCCCCUCCCCUGGGUCCAGCCCGAGCCCCCUCCCAGCUCAGCCCCGGGCAGGCUCCGGAGGGGUCCCGCUGCUUCGGGCUGGGGGUAAAGCUCGUCCUCCCCCCUGAGCCCUCCCGGCCCCCUCGAGCCGCUCCGCGGGUGAGGAAGAUGCUGCUCCGAGCCCCGGCCAGGCGCUCUCCUAUCAGCGUCUCCCGGAGCCCUCCCGGCACCGCUCCCAGCCGGACGCCCCGGGGGCAUCCUCAGAGCUGCAGCCUCCUGCAUCCCACCGCUCCUUCCCGGGAAACAGCCCAGGUGAGGAGGAGGAGGGAGGUCUGAGCCUCUCUUUCCCACCCGGGUACCCCCGGAUCACCUGGAGCAAGGGAAAGCUCCCGAGCACCUGACAAGGAAAACCAAGGUGUGGACCCAGAUGCGUGCUGGUGUUGGCUGGCCUGGACAGGGUUAAUUCAUCCAAUUGGUGAGGAAACCCCUUGGGAUUGGUGGUGCUGGACUGGUGGUGGGCUGGCAUCUGCUACACCCGUCCCUGUCCCCGAGGGGGUCGGGGGCUUUGGGGAGGAAGGGGGACAGUCGGGAUUGCUGCAACACCUCUGGGCUAACCCGGAAUUCCUCACGGGGAGGAAAGAGGAGGAAGAUUUGCUCAUCAGCAGGGAAUGGUCCCCAUCCCGGGAUGGCCCCACUGCUGCUCACGUGGAUCCUCUUGGAGUGAUGCUUCCCUUCCGUCUGCUCCCGGAGGUGCGAGUGCUGAUGAACCUCACCCAGGGGUGCCUCAGACUCCGGGGCUGAGCACGUUCCACAUCGUAGAGUUAAAUUUUCCCUUCCUGCCAGCUCUCCCUAUUAACGCUGGGAUCUUGUGGGUGGUGCAAAACCCGGUAAUUAUCCACUUUUUACUAUAAAAGAUGGAAUUCUCCUCCCCAGCCAGUGCGGAGAGUACGCAGAGUGAAUCCCUGGGAAUGCCUGGGUUAAGUUUCCAGGGGUGAAAUCCCUCUCUUGAGUGCUGGGGGGAGGGCAGGAGGAGCCGAGGGCAUGGACCAGGAGCUGGGAUUUGUGAAUACUCCGGAUGCAGGAGAGGUGGGAUGCUGGGGGUGAGGCGGCCGGGGAGGUCUGGCUGUGGCACGCAGGGUGGCAGGGAUGCAGACAAAGCCACCAGGUUGGGUUCAGGUGAGCCCAGGUGGGAUUGAAUCCGGGCAGGAAUCAACACCUCCAGGCCAUGGAGGGGUUGCCAUGGAUCUCUGCCCACUCGGGAUCCAUCCCGAGGUCUGCAGGGCUCAGAUCCCGUGGGAGAGUGUGUCCCUUGCUCGGGCGCACGGGCUGCGUGCGUGGCAGUUAAAGAUAUAUAUAAAUAUCUAUAUUCUGUAUAUUUAGCAUCCCUGCUCUGGGUAACCGUGGCAACUGGGUUUAUUUUGCUUAAACCUGGCCUGGCAUGUGAUGUGGUUGGGAAGGAACAGCCGAGGGGAGAGGGAGGGAUGAAGUUCUCCGUGCUGGGAGCUGGGGAGGAGCCGUGGCACGGGAUGCUCUCAGGGGGACCUUGCUGUGUCCCUGCAAACGCCUCACUGGGGACGGCCCCCAGCAUUCCUGUGGCUCUGUCCCAUCCCCUCUGCUCCACCUGGGAAGGGAAGGUUUGGUUUUGGGGUUUCCAUCUCCCUGUUUUCUGCUGGGCUUCCCAGGACGCCCCUGACCGCUGUUCCCUGUCUCGUGCAGGGUCCUGUUUGCCACAUCCGGGUCCUGGUGGGAAGAGCUGGUGAUGGUUUUCCUGAUGUCUGGAGCCGCAUGCCCUCACCUGGAGCCGCAGAAGCCUCGUGCCACCCCAAGGCCGACACGGGACCCUCGUCAGCCCCACCAGGACCCCACCAGGGUGGGCUUCCAACCCCUAAUCCCAUCCAGCACAUCCCAGGACACAGCAGGCAGCCUCUCCUUACCCUUAAAGGUGCCAGCUCAGCCCUAAAUUCCCUAUAUUUUACUGGAAAACCCAAUUCCUCGUGCUUGGAGGCCGUUUCCUUCCCGCGCCUCCACGGGGGGGGGGGAAAUUCAAUCCCAGUUUUUCCCUUCCAGGUGACACCCCAAGCCCCCCGUGUCCCCCCCCCCUGCAGUGGCGGCCGGGCGGCGGCAGAGGGCGACAGCGGCCCGGCGGUGGCACCGACACGGCCCCGGCGGUGGCACCGACACCGACACGGCCCCGGCCGCGCUGCGCUGCCAAAAACUUUAUUGGGGACAAGCGACGGAGCCCCUGUGCCCCCUCCCCGCACACCGAAGAGGGGCUGAAACCCCCCCGGUUUUCCAUAGGUUUGCUCCUGGCUGGGUUGUUUCCCUUUAGGGAUUUUCCCUGCUCUGGGGUCCCCUGUCCCCUCCCUGGGCACCCCCCAGCUCUAGGGUAGAGGAUCUUUGUACCAUUCCUGGGAAAAGGGGGCUGGAUGCUCGCCACGGGAAGCAUCGCCCUCUGCCCAGGCCUCAAAAAAUGGGAUUUGAGUGAUUUUUGCCCUGCCCUGAGGGGGGGCACUGGGCUCCUAAGGCACAAAAUGAGGGGGAGGAGGAGGGGGGGGUCUCACCCUCUGGGUGCUGGGGGUGCCAAGGGAGGCUGGAAUCUGGGAAAAUCCAGCACCCCACAUCCUAAUCUUCAUCCUGCUCCUCCAACACCCCCCAAUUUAAGGCAAAACUCAUUUGUGGAUUGACAAAGACGAUCCUGACCCUGGCAGCCUCCUCACCCUCACCCGGGCAGGAGCGCAGAGCUGUGGGGUGACGGGAGCAGCUCCAGCCCCCCAGAUCCAUCCCUGGGAUGGGAGCUGGGAUCAAAGGGGGGGAUCCCCAUCCCCAUCCUCGCCUCAGUCGUCGGCCACGAUGGAGAGCGCGCGGAGCUCGCUGAGCUUGGCGUCGUUCUCCUGCUCCCUCUGCUCGUCGCUCAGCCCGGGCCGGUCGAUCUGCGCAGUCAGGUCCCCAAAAAUCUUGUGCAUCUCCGUGUAGUAGACAACCUGUUGGAGAAGGGGGAUCGGGGAGGGAGGGGAAUGGGGGUCUCCUCCCCACCGCACCCCCCCCGUCCCCCUCGCGGGUGCCCUCGGCAGCCCCUCGCCGCGGCGUUGGUGUCUAAAAUAGCUCCCUCCCAUGUGGCGAUGCCACCCCCUUGGAUUAUUACAACUCAACACAUUUUAAUAACA
Molecule: messenger RNA, 4673 nt
Organism: Corvus hawaiiensis (hawaiian crow)
Lineage: Eukaryota; Metazoa; Chordata; Aves; Passeriformes; Corvidae
Gene: C27H8orf58
Product: chromosome 27 C8orf58 homolog
Exons: 9
Coding region: 261-1199 (312 amino acids)
Source: RefSeq, a predicted model, not a curated record